Messenger RNA from Onychostoma macrolepis, 5821 nucleotides. RefSeq names its product phospholipase C, beta 4 (gene plcb4b). Lineage: Eukaryota; Metazoa; Chordata; Actinopteri; Cypriniformes; Cyprinidae. The record is from RefSeq and is a predicted model, not a curated record. The coding region runs from base 377 to 4114 and encodes 1245 amino acids. Gene Ontology annotation, molecular function: phosphatidylinositol-4,5-bisphosphate phospholipase C activity; calcium ion binding. Gene Ontology annotation, biological process: lipid metabolic process; phosphatidylinositol-mediated signaling. The transcript has 39 exons.
AGAGAGAGUGCAGCGGUGCUGCAGGGCUGCGUGUGUGGCGCUGAGGAAGAUCCAGCAUCUUCGUCCUCCUCUUCUCGAGCGCAGGGAAUUCGGUGUUUUCCCGGGAAUGUCGCGGGCACGCGCUGGUGUGUGAUGACGGUGGCGUCGCGCGUCAUUGAGCUGUAGGGAAGGGCGCGCGCGCGUGUAUGUGUGUGUGUGUGUGUGUGUUCAUCUGUGAGGAGAAUCAAAGUGAACUGGCCUUAGCUCUCGGGCUAACAUUAGCUGCUAGCGCUGCUGUUCCUCUGAGAUCGUCCAGCAUGUGAACGAAAGUGAGCGCUGUCCUCAGCUCAUCGUCCUCUGCUCUUCACCUUCAGCCUCGGCCUGGUCUGUGAGCAUCAUGACCAAAUCAUACGAGUUCAACUGGCAGAAGCGCAUUCCUGAUUUCCUGCAGGAAGGAGCCGUGUUUGACCGAUUCGAUGAGGAUCCCUUCGUCUUUGAGCCCAGCUGCCAUUUCAAAGUCGACGAGUUUGGCUUCUUUCUCACGUGGAAAAGUGACGGAAAGGAAGGUCAGCUUCUAGAAUGUUCUCUGAUCAACAGCAUCCGUCCCGGAGUCGUGCCGAAGGACCCAAAGAUCCUGGCGUCUCUGGAAGCGGCGGGGAAGAACGAUGCGGAUCUGGACGGACGCAUCAUCUGCGUGUGCAGCGGGACGGACCUGGUCAACCUCAGCUUCAUGUACAUGGUGAUGGACAACACGGACAUGACCAAGAAAUGGAUGGAAGGCCUGAAAUCGGUGAUUCACAACUUCAAGGCGAAUAACGUGUGUCCAAUGACUUGCCUGAAGAAACAUUGGAUGAGACUCUCCUUCCUAACGAAUGUCAACGGCAAAAUCCCAGUCCGAGGUAUCACAAGGACGUUCGGCUCGGGUAAAACGGAGAAAGGAAUCUUCCAGGCGCUGAAGGAACUCGGUCUCCCCAGUGGGAAGAAUGAUGAAAUCGAGCAUUCGGCCUUCACCUUCGACAUCUUCUACGCUCUGACGCAGAAGAUCUGCCCUCGCACGGACAUCGAGGAGCUCUUCAAGAAGAUCAAUGGAGACAAAAGUGAUUAUUUAACCGUAGAGCAGUUAGUCAGCUUUCUGAAUGAAAACCAGCGGGACCCUCGACUCAACGAGAUCCUCUUCCCCUUUUAUGAAGCCAAACGAGUCAUGCAGAUCAUUGAGAAGUACGAGAGAGACGCCGACUUGAAAAAGAAAGGCCGCAUGUCGAGCGACGGCUUCUGCCGCUACCUGAUGUCGGACGAGAACGCGCCGGUGUUUCUGGACCGUCUGGAUCUGUGUCAGGAGAUGGAUCAACCGCUGGCUCAUUACUUAAUCAGCUCGUCUCACAACACAUACCUGACGGGCCGGCAGUUCGGCGGGAAGUCCUCGGUGGAGAUGUACCGACAGGUGCUGCUGUCCGGAUGCAGGUGUGUGGAGCUGGACUGCUGGGAUGGUAAAGGUGAGGAUCAGGAGCCCAUCAUCACUCAUGGGAAGGCCAUGUGCACAGACAUCUUGUUCAAGGAUGUAAUUCAAGCCAUAAAGGAAACGGCGUUUGUAACGUCUGAAUAUCCUGUCAUUCUGUCGUUUGAGAACCACUGCAGUAAAACGCAGCAGUAUAAGAUGGCCAAGUAUUGCGAGGAGAUCUUCGGAGAGCUGUUGCUGAAGCAGCCGCUGGAGGGAUUCCCAGUACGUGACCUAUUCCCCCGCACACAAAUCCAGACCAGACCUGCUUUAGUCUCCGUGGAAAAUAUCGAAGCCGGGCAGCAGCUGCCGUCACCCAACGACCUCAAGCGCAAAAUACUCAUCAAAAACAAGCGCUUGAAGCCUGAAGUGGAGCAGAAGCAGCUGGAGUCGUUUAAGAAGCACAUGGAGGCUGGAGAGAUGAGUAUACAGGCCGGAGAAGAUGAGAACGAAGAAGAUCUGGACAGCGCGCUGGACGGUAAGGAGCUGAACUCAGACCUGAAGAGCAGCAACACUCUGUCUCUGUUGGAGGAUGCGGAUGCAGAAGCUCAGGACAGCAGCAGGAAGAAGAUCCCAGACGACGACGUCACCGAGAUCUCAGAAGCCACUGAAAUCACGGACGCCACCGACGUGUCAGAAGCGUCGGACCUGGAGAACAAGAAGAAGAGCGUGGAAACGGCUGAAGAAGCUGACGCUGAGCAGCAGCUCAUCGCCUCCUAUAAGUAUGAAGGAGCCACGACCAACAUCCACCCGUACCUUUCAGCCAUGGUCAACUACGCUCAGCCCGUCAAGUUCCAGAGCUUCGAGGUGGCUGAGGAGAGGAACAUCCAUCACAACAUGUCGUCCUUCAACGAGUCUGUGGGUUUGGGUUAUCUGAAGACCAACGCCAUUGAGUUUGUGAACUACAACAAGCGGCAGAUGAGCCGCAUCUACCCCAAAGGAGGCCGCGUGGACUCCAGCAAUUACAUGCCUCAGAUCUUCUGGAACGCCGGCUGCCAGAUGGUGUCUCUGAACUUCCAGACUCCAGAUCUGGGCAUGCAGCUGAAUCAGGGGAAGUUCGAGUACAACGGCGCAUGCGGGUACCUCCUCAAACCAGACUUCAUGCGCCGCGGCGACAGAAUGUUCGACCCUUUCUCUGAGACGCCAGUAGAUGGAGUGAUAGCAGCGACCUGCAGCGUACAGGUGUUCUCGGGUCAGUUCUUAUCGGAUAAGAAGAUCGGCACGUAUGUGGAGGUGGACAUGUACGGCCUUCCCACCGACACCAUCCGGAAAGAGUUCCGCACGCGUAUGGUGAUGAACAACGGCCUGAACCCGUACUACAACGAGGAGCCCUUCGUCUUCAGGAAGGUGAUCCUGCCGGAUCUGGCCGUGCUGCGCAUCGCUGUGUACGACGACAACAACAAGCUGAUUGGUCAGAGGAUCCUGCCGCUGGAUGGACUGCAGGCUGGUUACCGACACAUCUCGCUGCGCAACGAGGGGAACAAGCCGCUCUCGCUGCCCACCGUCUUCUGCAACAUCGUCCUGAAGACAUACGUCCCAGACGGCUUCGGCGCCAUCGUUGAUGCUCUUUCUGAUCCAAAGAAGUUCCUCACCAUCGCAGAGAAACGCGCCGACCAGAUGCGAGCUCUCGGGAUUGAAACGAGUGACAUCGCAGACGUUCCCAACGAAAACUGCAAGAGCGAUAAGAAGGGAAAAGUGAAUCAGGUGAAGACUAACGUGACGCCGCAGAGCAGCUCCGAGGUGAACGCCACACAGAACAACGUCAGCGAGAGCAAACGCGAUAAUUCUGCCAUUGUGAAUCAGGUGAACAUUGAAGAUUUGAAGCAGAUGAAGACCUUCAUUAAACUGAUGAAGAAGCAGCAGAAGGAACUAAACACGCUAAAGAAACGUCACACUAAGGAACACAACACCAUGCAGAAAUCACACUGCACACAGGUGGACAAAAUGGUGGCUCAGCAUGACAAGGAGAAGUUCACGCUGGAGAAGCUGCUGGAGAAGGCCAUCAAGAAGAGAGGUGAAAACAACUGCUCCGAGCUAAAGAAGGAGACGGCCAUAAAGGUCGAGACGCUCACGACAGACCAUAAAGAAAAGGUGAAGGACAUGGUGGCGCAGCACACUAAAGAGUGGUCAGAGAUGAUCAACUGUCACAGCACAGAGGAACAGGAAAUGAAGGAUGCCCAUGUGACGCAGCAGUGUGAGCUCCUCAAGAAGCUGCUGGCCAGCGUUCAGGAGCAGCAGACACUGCAGCUCAAGCUCAUCCACGAGCGGCAAAGCAAAGAGAUGAAGGCCAAUCAGGCGAAGACAUCGAUGGAGAACAGCAAAGCCAUCAGCCAGGACAAGAGCAUCAAAAACAAGGCGGAGCGCGAGAGGAGAGUUCGGGAGCUGAACAGCAGCAACACCAAAAAGUUCCUGGAGGAGAGAAAAAGGCUGGCCAUGAAGCAGGCGAAGGAGCUGGAGCAGCUGCAGAAAUCUCAGCGAGAGCAGCUGGAGAAACUCGAGAAGUUCAACGAGCAGCUUUUGAAAUCACAUCAUGCAAACAGUCAGACUCAAGGCCAAAGACAUGCAGAAGAUGGUGAAGCUGGAGGAGGACAUGGACCGCAGACCAGCCACGGUGGUGUAAGCGCUCCAUCCGUCAACUGAAGCCAAGCGAAGCGUCUUCAUCUGUGCUUCAUCCCGACUCCCGCUCCUGAACCCCUGCAGUCUAAACCCCGCCCAUUCUCCCUACCUCAGCUCUAGCCCCGCCCACCGCGGAUAACUCCUCCUCUGCAGCGGCGUCCAGCCAAUCCGGCUCUCACCGUAGCUCCGCCCACGCUGCUCAGACCAGCUCCUGAGGAGGCGGUGAACACGAUUUUCUACACCAUCAUCAUCAUCUUCAUCUUCAUCAGCAGUGCUGCAGCCAUUAUGGGUCGACAACUCAAAAGUGUUCUUUGUGAACUUCAAGUCGUAUCUUAACUGAGCUAGUAAACCGUAGCAGAGUCGGGCGACCGGACGAGUCUGAUUAGUGUCACAGCGUGUUUCUCCCGUCCUGAGCACUUUAUAUGUGAUAGGAUGUCAAGGAUCUUUGACGAUGUAGCAGAGCUCUAGCUUUCCUCUGUACACUACGAAUGUAGACGCGUCUGGAAGCCAGAUCACACGAGUGUUUUUCAUCUGUUCCUGUACGCACACCUCGUUUUACCCGAGUGUUGUUUUAUUUUCGAGGUUUUAAAGGAGUUUGCGGAUCGCUGGUUCUGUUCGGCGAGGUGCUAUCGUGAGAACCCUCCUCGCACGGAUUGGGAAGGACGCGACUCAUCGACGCAAACCAUUCGGCACGACACUGAACUUUGGUUGCACUUGUGUUUGUGUUUUUUAUUUUCAGGUGUAAUCUAUUGGUACUUGUUUUAAAGAGAGGUGAUUGUACGCUGCAAAAUAAAUCAUGUUUUUAGGCACUUUUGUCUUGUUUCGACCAGUAAAAAUAACUAAACAGCCAAAAGAUAUUAAGUCUUGUUUUCUGAAAUCUGUGUCAAAAUGAAAUGUGUCGCUGGUCAGAUAAACGUUGUUGUUUUUUCCGAGCCCAUUUGUUCUCGUUUUAAGCUUCAGAUUUCUCCGAAAACAAGACUUCGUAUCUUGUGUCAUUCUGCAUCUCCAGGAAAUGCAUCCUGAUUUAAGGAUGUUUAGAUAUUUGUGCUGGAAAACCAGACAGAAACAUCAUGUUUUGCGGUGUAAAUCCCUGCCGGUGUGUGCUUUUAUUUGAGGGCUUCUGAGAUUUUCUGUGUAUUGGUUGUUGUGAGUUUUCCAUCCGUCGUUUUUAUUCCCUUUCUUCUUCGUUUUCUUUGCAUCAUGUUUUCAAGUGUUUGGCGGUGACCACAUAUCUCGUGUGAAUGCAAAGUGCUUUAAAACUCCAUCGCUUACAAAUGUGCCACUAUAUGUCAGGUAGGACGUUUAAAUUAUUAUUUUACAUGAUAAAUGCCAAAAUAAGGGGUUAUUUAUAUGAAGAUGCAUAUAUAAAUAUAUUCUAGUGAGUAGUUUAAGACUACAUUUGGUUUCUUAGAAGCUUUUUGCACUAGCUGAAUGUUUUCUGUUGUGCGACGUCCACGUAGACUUUUGCUCUAAUAUUAUAGUUUGCGGGAAAAGCAGAUUAUUUUUGCAGAACUGUCGCGCUCUGAAUUUCAUCCGUUUCUAUUCGUUUGUCUCCUGAGCUUUCUGUAGCUUCUCAAUGAACCAUGCUGUAAGUGCUUUUGUAUUUAUAAAUAUAUAUAUCGUAUUUGUCAAACUUCUAGCAAUGAAAAUACUCAAAAAAUACUGUUGUUAUCCUGCUACUUUAAUACUGUUUUAUAGUAUGUGUACCAAUAAACUAUCCCAGGUGUUAAA